AUGCAGCUGAAUUUCAGUGGCCUUCGGGCCCUGGUGACAGGGGCAGGGAAAGGGAUUGGGCGCGACACUGUGAAGGCCCUGCAUGCCUCAGGAGCCAGAGUGGUGGCCAUAAGCCGCACCAAAGCCGACCUGUUCAGUCUCUCCAAGGAGUGCCCGGGGAUAGAGCCUGUGUGCAUGGACCUGGGUGACUGGGAGGCCACAGAGCAGAUGCUGGGCGGCGUGGGCCCCGUGGACCUGCUGGUGAACAACGCUGCCGUGGCGCUGACGCCCUUCCUGGAGGUCACCAAGGAGGCCUUUGACAGGUCCUUCGAUGUGAACCUGCGCUCUGUGUUCCAGGUGUCCCAGAUGGUGGCCCGAGGCAUGAUUGCCCGCGGAGUGCCUGGCUCCAUCGUCAAUGUCUCCAGCAUGGUGGCCCACGUCACCUUCCCCAACCUAGCUGUCUACAGCUCCACCAAGGGCGCAAUGACCAUGCUGACCAAAGCCAUGGCUUUGGAGCUGGGGCCAUACAAGAUCCGGGUGAACUCCGUGAAUCCCACGGUGGUGCUGACGGCCAUGGGCCAGCUCGUCUCGGCAGACCCCGAU
This is a messenger RNA of Vicugna pacos (alpaca), 582 nucleotides long. NCBI's taxonomy places the organism in Eukaryota, Metazoa, Chordata, Mammalia, Artiodactyla, Camelidae. The record is from RefSeq and is a predicted model, not a curated record.